Molecule: messenger RNA, 1416 nt
Organism: Aedes aegypti (yellow fever mosquito)
Lineage: Eukaryota; Metazoa; Arthropoda; Insecta; Diptera; Culicidae
Gene: Lrr47
Product: leucine-rich repeat protein 1
Exons: 1
Coding region: 95-1354 (419 amino acids)
Molecular function (GO): protein binding
Source: RefSeq, a predicted model, not a curated record
CCGAAUUCGAAUCAAAACAAGUUUUGCGGAAUCGCCAACCGCGGGUCACAAACUUUCAUUUCUAAUAAAAAAUGAGUUUCUUUCUUGCAACAAAAUGAAACUAGUCUGCGAAACGUGCGUCGUGAACCGGACCGUCCCGUUCGGUAAGAAACCCUUCCAGAAAACCAUCCUAGCCAUCGGUAAGAACAGCGAGAAGAAAUCCGAAGAUGAAGCGGUCAUCAUGCUGAUAACGAAUGCCAACAAGGGAGGAACCAAAUACGCUUUGCGGAAAAACAUCAGCAAGAUAUUCACCCGGUUCAUCUCCGAGGGGAAAGCUACCAUUUCGUUUAACAUCCCGGAGCACGAUUUGCAAAUCAAGUCCGAGGUGAUCCAGCUGACGGGUUUCCUGAAGGUGUUGAAAUCAAUUCUCACUGGAGAAGCGGUUCCUGGUGGGUAUGGUUCCAUGGCCACCAUUCCCCUCAAGCUGCCCUGCCUAAGUGUGGCCAACAAGAAAUCGUCACUAUUGUCGUCCACAAGCAAAGUGCUCUCUACAAAAUGUGUGGUCAGAAGCCGCGCCGAUUAUCCGCUCAAAGGGUUCAACCGCAAUCUGACCCUGCUGCAAAUAUCCGACAUAAAACUGGUACGAUUCGACCCGCAGAUCCUGCUGCUGAAGAACCUUCGCAGCUUGAACCUCUCAAACAACUGCUUGGAAAAGAUCCCCAAGGAUUUAGGACAGCUUCGCCUGAACGAGAUAGACCUUUCCGGCAAUGCCCUACACAAUCACGACUGGGAGUGGCUACGAGGACCCGCGCUCCAGUCAAGUCUACAGAGUCUCAACAUCUCCAACAACAGCCUCAGCUACUUCCCAAUCGCUCUCAUCUACACGAAGCAGCUAGUCCGAUUGGACAUGCGUCAGAACCACGUCCUCAAGCUCCCGUUCGCUUUGUGGAAAAUGGCACGACUUCGAUUCCUGAACCUGGCCAGCAAUCAGCUCGGCUCCCUGCCGGAAUCCAUGACCCGCAUGAAGCUAGACGAACUGGAUCUCUCCGAAAACCGCUUAGAUCACACGGUAUCCACAGUUCCGGAUCUUCGCACACCGACACAGGUCGGUCACGUGCCCGCCCUCUGGGAACUGGCAGCGCGGGUCGUCGUCGCUCGGAAGGUGUUCUACUCGGUGGGAACGAUUCCGUUCUUGCUGGUCGAGCUGCUGCACCGGACCCCGAUCUGUGGCUGUGGACUGCUCUGCUUUACGGCCAAGAUCCACGAACGGGCCAAAGUGAUACGGCUGAACUGUCAGCACCUGAUCCUGAACAGCAAUCAGCACCUUUACGCCGAUGCUGUGUUUUGCAGUCAACGGUGCAGCGCCAAACUGUAAGUUAGGUUUAAGUUUCUGGAUUAUAUUUAUUAACUUUUAAAUGUGUGAUUCAUUGCAUCCGA